UAGUUUGCGUUCCAAAGGGAGGGAACCGCUAGAGGGCUCAGUAGGAGCAGCAGGAGUACGCCCUCACCCCGUCUCGCGCUUUGUGUAUUUCUAGAUUUUCUGUUUAAAUGUUGAUAUUGUUAGGAGAAAAUGGAUUUUGGUGAGCUAUUUGACGAACGAACGUUUCCAUUUUCGGACUUCCAGGAGUUUACGUUUCUACCUGGACACCAGCAACUGGCAGACCGUGUUCGAAAGCGUUUAUACUAUGGCCUUGAUCCGGAUAGUUCGUUGGAUACCCUGUCAUGCCCAGUAACAGACAUUGCUGUGGAGCUGCUCCAAAAAUCUGCCCCAAGCCCAAUCCGCAAACUCCAGAAGAAAUAUGCUGCCCAUGUAGCCAGGGAAGCCUGCAUUUCGCCUUGUGCGAUGAUGCUGGCCCUGGUGUACAUUGAGAGACUACGACAUAGAAACCCUGAAUACCUGCAACAGAUUUCCUCCUCAGACCUCUUUUUGAUAUCCAUGAUGGUGGCCAGUAAGUACCUGUACGAUGAAGGCGAAGAGGAGGAGGUUUUUAACGACGAAUGGGGAGCCGCGGGGAAACUGGACGUGCAGACUGUCAACAACCUGGAGAUGAACUUCCUCAAUGCUAUUGAAUGGAGCCUGUACACGGACCCCAGUGAGUUGUUUGACAUCCUGACUCAACUAGAAGCAAGCAUUGCAGAGCGGCAGGGCAUAAAGCGAGGCUGGUUCACCUACACGGACCUGUGCGUGCUGUUGGAGCAGUCGUCAUGGCGACAGGCUCUGGCUGCCAUCUACCAACACUUUGCCAAGGUGGCCUGCAUGCUGGGCCUCCUGUACCUGACCAGCGUGGCCAGUCUGAUCGCCGUGUCCGCCGUUCUCCACCAGCUCAGCACCAGCGCCAUCUCCAGCUCCGCCCGCGUCGCCGUCGUGCGCCUCCCGGACUCCCCGCUCCUCGUCCCCGCCGCGUCGCCUGCCGGCCACCCCAACUGUUGCGUCCCGGACAACAACAACGAGAGCCAGGGCCUCCACGAGCACCAGCCCGACCCCUCCGACCCCUCGCCUUUCCCCAUCCUCUCCUACACCCGCCCGGCUGCUGCGCUCUCCCCCAGCUCGGUGCUCUGUUUCUGGGACUCGCUUCUCUCCUCUCUGGCCCUCUCUGAUCCAGCUCUGCCUCCCCUGCCGGACUCCCAGGCCGCGUUCCCCUCCUUCCCGCUCGCUGCGGGCUGCACAGACCAGCAGCACCCCUUUCAGUGUGGCACUGCCCAGAACGCGACAGCCUCCCACUGCGGCCGCUGGAACCCCUCGGCGCUCCUGGGUCCCUGGUUCCCCCCUCCGGCCCUGCUCAGCGGCUCCCCACUGGCCCAGAACCCGCCCCACCAAAGCAGAUGGGUGUCCCUGUCGGGGCACACGUGCUGCCCGCACACCUCGCUGCCCUUUGGGAAGGUCCCAGCCCUGCUUGUCCCGGGUUAGGCAGGGCGUCGUCAGCCACUUCCUCACCUUACCGAAGAGAGGCUUUCCACAGAAUCUAAACCAGCGCAAUUGCAUUUCUCCCCUCCCUGCGCCAUGUCUCCUAAAAACCAUACGGCCUCCUUGUCGCCUUCAGCUGCGGAAUUCAACUUACGACACAACCAUCCUUGAUAAAAUGAUAGUGCUCCCUAUUUUGGCCCUCGAUUUUCAGUCAUUUAUUUUCUAAAAUGUUUGCGUGCAAGGCAAAGGGCCUAGUCACGUGUCCGCUCCCUUGUCGAAAUUGAAGUGGCGUGAUGGAUUAUAUUAAAUGAAGUUCAGCAGGAAGCUUUGUAGCUCAGAAAUACUGCAGGAUGUGGAGAGCUCUAGCAGGUAGUGGAAGACUUGUUGACCAGUGUCUGUUCUGGUGUUAUAAGGAACAGUGGUGGUUUUGCUGUGUGUGCGCGUGCGUUUGUGUGCGUGUGUGUUUGUGUGCGUGUGUGUGAGAAUGAGCUUGCGCUUUGCUUUGUUAGCUCAGCUUCUUGAGGGGUGGUUUGAUGCUUUGAGUUAACGGGGCAUUUGUGUUUGAGUGCUUGGCCACCACUUUAGAGUGUUUCGUUCAUUAAACCAGUUUGACAGAGAGAGAGAGAGAGAGACUUUGGAGUGAUUUGUAAUUAAUAAAAAAAAGGUGUGUGUUCUCGGGAGUUCCCGGAGGCCUAGCUUUGCUCCCGCAGUUUAGGCUCUCGGGUGAUGAGUGAGAUCAGAUAGGGCAGAGAGGGUUUUCAUUAAGUUUACUUUAUUGAAGGUGUUUUCCAAGGUUUGCCUUAACCCAGUUCAGCUAUUGGCAUAUCCUGAUCCAUGUUCAGCUAGCAGUGAAGUUGAAUCUUUUGUAAAAAGGGAUGACGUGUGAAUGAGUAUGCUGUGAAAGACUAUUUUGGAAAUCUUAGUUCAAAAUGAUGGUAAAAGAAAUAGAUUACAUAGUCGGCUCCAACAGGAAUAGAUAACCUUUCGCCAUUUUGUUUUCUAGUCACCCCCCCCCCAGGUGUAUGAAUAAGCACUUGUAUAUGUGGUUGUACAGAAACAUGAGACAAUGUUGCUCAAUCCCAUAGAGAGAACAAAGAAGAAAUACUGCUGAGUUGGAGCAAGGGGCAGUUCUUUUUUUUUUCCAAUACCAAUGUGGAAGUUGUAGUCAGAGCACAGUUCAGUUCGGGCCGAUGCGCUACUCUGUGGGGGAUUCUGUCCACCACUUCAUUUUGUAGAUAAACUUCACACAUCCUUCUUGGAAGGUAAUUUCAUAAGUGGACAGUUCCCAAGUUCAAACGUUAGUUUGUUGCACAGUGUUGAGCUUCCAUUCAUUCGUUGCAUCAGAGACCAACACGAGGACUUAACAGAAAACCGCGUCUGUUAAACUUGAUCUUUUUCACAUGACAUGGAUGUAUAGGUGUAUAAAGAAAAACAUUUAAAGAUUGGUCAGGAGGGGAGAACAACUUGUUUACAAAAAAAUAAUAAGAUCCGCCUCAUUUAUAGUUCUUUUUUCACAGAUCCGUGACCGAUGGGAUAAUGCAACAUUUUAUUAAUGUAAUUUGAAUAUUUUUUUACACUUAUUUAGCAUUUUGCCAACCAACAUCCACUGCACUGAACUCAGAAACAUAACAAAAAUGCCCAUGUUACUGGUGUCUGUUAGCAUCCGAAGUACCUCAGUAUGGUAUGUCUGGUCAUCUCCAGCAUUGAAUCUUCACAUACCAGACUUCAACCGAAAAUGUUAAGAUUGCUUUUUCCCAUGUUUAUAAGGCAUUCUGUGGACGUAAGGAUCCAUCUAAGUUGGAUUUCAAGCAACAGAGCUCAUACAGCAGCAGAUCUUGUUCUCUUUUCUCCCUAGAUCUGAUAAGGUAAUAUCAGUUGAACCAUACCUCAGUUGACCUCUUUUAAAUUAUAGCUAUUCAGUUUUGGAAACAAGAUCAUCUGAACACAUUUGACUUCAAGUUGCUUUAACGUGUGCACUGUGCAUUGAUGUAUUUAUGUUCAUGCUUGGCAACCUCGUAUUUGCUAACGCUGUCCCCUGAUCACCUUACAAGGGUGUAAACACUCUGAGAGAAGGCUUUUGUUUUCUUAUUCGUGUGUGGACUGGAGUCAUGUGAACCAGGAGAGGUCUCAUCUCACUGUUGUCACUCCGGCUCCAGUACGGCCACACAGGGAUGUGGCACAGACCAGCAGAAUCUGCACGUACAUAGGUCAGUCACAAUGGGUUUAGAGACCCAAUGCACACAUAGACACACAUACACAAACGCACGGGCACACACACACACACACACACUCAAAAGACUUCUGCUGUAGUCCCAUGCCACCCAUCAUAAUUUGGAUUGUUUCCGUCUGUAUCCUUGACGUUAUGUUCAAAGGAGCAUUUUUGGUUCAAAUGUGCCAUUCCAGAGUCUGUGACGAAGCUGGCCGUUACUGCCAGCCAUUUAUUAAGGGUGCACAGUAUCCUGUAGAUAAUAUGUAAAAAGCGCUCAAACAUCUGUAAUAAAGCAGCAAUUUCAAAGUUCAAA
Messenger RNA from Sardina pilchardus (European sardine), 3986 nucleotides. RefSeq names its product cyclin Pas1/PHO80 domain containing 1 (gene cnppd1). The transcript is spliced from 8 exons. Gene Ontology annotation, cellular component: cyclin-dependent protein kinase holoenzyme complex; nucleus. Bases 130 to 1467 code for a protein of 445 amino acids. Gene Ontology annotation, biological process: regulation of cyclin-dependent protein serine/threonine kinase activity. The record is from RefSeq and is a predicted model, not a curated record. Gene Ontology annotation, molecular function: protein kinase binding; cyclin-dependent protein serine/threonine kinase regulator activity. NCBI's taxonomy places the organism in Eukaryota, Metazoa, Chordata, Actinopteri, Clupeiformes, Clupeidae.